Molecule: messenger RNA, 366 nt
Organism: Cetraspora pellucida
Lineage: Eukaryota; Fungi; Glomeromycota; Glomeromycetes; Diversisporales; Gigasporaceae
Source: the annotation of a GenBank genome assembly
AUGGCUAAAGAGAUUCAGAAAAUUUAUGAUGAUCCAAAUUGCUCACUUAGCUGGCCAAAAGUUUUAAUUGCAGAUAAAGGAACCAAAUAUAUGGCUGAGUGUAGGGAUUUAUUUCUUAGACAUGACAUGAGAAUUCAGUAUGCUAAAUCUAAACAAAGUGUGGCUAUCACCGAGAAGUGGGUUGUCAGCCUUCACAUUAACGAUGAAAAAUAUAAUGAUUUCCCUAUGAAGUUAAUACACAUAUCACUCAAUAAAGCUGUAAAAAAAUCAUUAAAAGGUGAGAAAAUCUUUGCAGAUCCAGUUGUCAAGCACAAAAGGCCUAUAGGUUAUGAUGAACUCUUCCUAUCAUCUGAUGUUAAAGUUUAG